This is a messenger RNA of Heterostelium album PN500, 4368 nucleotides long. RefSeq names its product GATA-type transcription factor. Gene Ontology annotation, biological process: regulation of transcription by RNA polymerase II. NCBI's taxonomy places the organism in Eukaryota, Evosea, Eumycetozoa, Acytosteliales, Acytosteliaceae. The record is from RefSeq and is a predicted model, not a curated record. Gene Ontology annotation, molecular function: zinc ion binding; transcription cis-regulatory region binding. Gene Ontology annotation, cellular component: nucleus. The coding region runs from base 1 to 4368 and encodes 1455 amino acids. The transcript is spliced from 11 exons.
AUGUCCAUUCAACAACAUUCAUCAGAGAAACAAAAAGGAGAAGUUCAAUGUUCCAUUGAGGAUCCAACUUUGUUAGCUCCCAAUCCUUGUGCCUCUAACAUAUUGGUUACUUUGCCACAGUCAAGCCUCCCGAAUGAAACUUCUAUUGGAGCCUCUCCUGCCACAGUGCUGUCCAAACAACAAAAUAGUAUAAAUACCAGUGGAAAUUUUACCAACCUCUGUGAAUCACCAAAUUCAACCUCUCCAUCUACACCUUCGCCAUUAUCCACUAGCAAUGGUAAUGGAACAACCAAAGCAGAUAAACCAUUCCAAGAUGUUCUUGUGCCAGUCACCGUUCAAACCAAUAGUGGAUCAUUGAGUACCGUAUUAGAGAAUAUACCAUUAAAGAGAACACACAGAAGAAGAAGUUCAAAUAUGAAUAAAGAGAAUUUAUAUUGUUAUAAAUGUAAAACCAAGACAACACCAGAGUGGAGAAAAGGUCCUGAUGGUCCGGCAACAUUAUGUAAUGCAUGUGGAUUAUCAUUUGCAAAGAAAAUGAAAUUGGAACAGAUUAAAUUAAAGAAUGGAGGUGCUCAGAUUCAUACUUCUACAUUUCCAAUUGUCUUGCCUAAUCCCAUAGAUGGCUUUGACAGUCAAUAUUGUCAAGAGAGUAGUGGCUGCAGUGGUAGUGGCGGCAGUGAUUUCAGUGGACUUCAACCAUUUGUAUGUGAUACAUCCCUACAGUUAUCUGGCAGCAGUUUGUUACCAUCAUCGUCCAGCGCCAAUCCACUGGCUAAUACCACAUGUGUUCGUCCUCCCAAAGGCAAGAAGAGUAAAUCAUCAAAAACACAUACCUUCCACCAAUACAACCACAGUGGUUCCUCCUCCACUCAUAUUCCAAAUGGAAGUGUGAUAAAGAGUCAAUCCAAGAAGAAUUCCAAGAGUUCCAAGAGCUCCAAGAGUAAAAAACAAAUUAAAAAAGAAAUCGCCUCCAACAACAACAAUAACAAUAGUAAUAUCUCACCUGUCAAUAGUAUACCACAACCUCUUUCAACACCAACAAAUAAUCUUCAACCAAGUUUCCAACAACUCCACCUUCAAUACGUUCCAAAUCUACCUAUUGACACGGAUAUGAAUCUUAACAAUAUGAAUGGUAUCAGCUUUUCCAACACAAACAACCCACUGGUUACACUUAGUCCGAUUACAACUCAACCGGUGAUAUGCUCCUCUGGUGAGAAGUUCUUGGAAAUGGGUGUAUCUUCUAUUUCCAACUCCACGGAAAGUUGUUCGGUCAUGGAUGUCAGUCCACCUACAGAUCCAAACUAUCCAUUCAUUCAGUCGGUACCCAAUAUCUCCUUGCCAAUACACAUCAAAGUAGAACCCAAUGACAACAACAUCUUUAUGGACAACCAAUAUGGUGAUUCCAAUGUAAAUAAUCUUGUACAAUCUGACUGUCAAAGUCUAUUCUUUUCCAAUGACAACCAUUUCUCAAAUAAUGAAACAGUUGUCGAACAACAUCAACACCAACAACAACAACAACAACAGCAACAUCUACAUACAAAUCAAUCAAAUCAACAACAACAACAAACAGACACCAUUUCAAUAUCAACAUCUUCUUUCACAAAUGAAUAUAUGCAAAUCUCACCACCUCUCGCCAACAACAUAAAUAACAAUAAUAAUAAUAUUAAUAAUAAUGACAACAACAACAAUAAUAAUGAUAAUAAUAAUAGUAGCAAUAUAAUGGAAGAUAUUGUGGUAGAUCUCAAACUUGAAGACCCAACUACCUCCAGUAACGAUGGUGCCUACCCAAUGAAUGACGCACACGAUAUCAAUAGCUAUAAGAAUAUGAAUGACUACUUCAACGACGAGGGCUAUCUGGAUACUCUACCUACGAAUAUCGUCCAUGGUGGAUGCGGCGGCAAUGCAAUCGGAUUCUCCAACCAACAGAGCGAAGCUUCGAUCAUGGCAUUUGACAACCACCAUACCACCAACAACAUAAUAGAUUCCUACUCUGUGCCAUCGUACAACAUGGAAAUGCAUUUCCAAUAUCUUCAAAAUAUAGACAAUGAUGACCCAUUUGGUGUUAAUUCCCAAUCACCUCUUCAGAUUAUGAACGGUACAUCAUUAUUGAAGUUUUUGAUCAAAAACGAUCGAUCGUUUACAUUUAUUUAUUUAUACUUUUAUAUUAUGAUGUCAAAUUACAGUAGCAAUAGUAGUAGUAUUGGUAGUAAAUCAACACCUAUUGUUGGCUCACCUUAUGACUUUAAUAAUCUAAGAGAUUUCAAAAAGCUGUUGGCAAAGCAUAUAGAGAUAACAUCGUUACAUCACGACUGGCCUAUUUUUCUUGGAAAGAUAUUUGGUUCUGAUCCAAAAGGAAUCAUAAGACUAUGCAAUGAAGAUGAAAUACCAGAGUUACUCAGUCAACUCAACUCACAAUCGAUUUGUUUUCGCUUCUUAAUGUCACAUUUCUCAAACACACAGAAUCUCUAUAACUUUCCAAUCGACAGAGUACCUUUAUUCUCAAAGAUAAUAGAUCAACAAUCACCUGCAACACAGCAGCAACUACAACAACAGCAAUAUACAUCACCAAACAUCAUCAAUGGCUAUGACAUCUCUGACAACAAGAGAUUCAUCACCGUCAAUAUAUUUCAAUUGUAUUUCUUUGCAUUCGCAUUAUUUGGUGAUUAUUCUAGUUCAUUACCUUUGGGUCAAAGAUAUAUUUUUGGUGUACCAACCUAUAGUUAUCAAGGUAGCAGCAGUAGUAGUGGAAGCAGUCAUAUUAAUAGUGGAAGUAGUAGUAAUAGAAGUGGAUUGCUAUCAUCGACUAGUUCGACCUCUUCAUUGUCGACUUCGACUACAGGAACAUCGAAAUCGGUAGCACUAGAUCGUCAGAAAUCAAUAUAUACCCGAUUGCUUGUUGACUAUCUUCACUACUUCCUACCGCUGUACAGUGAUGCCAGUAAAUCAAAGAGAUACAGCAACACAACCAAACCAAUUGAAAUCAAUCAAAUUCAAACACAUACCUUCUUUAAGAUCCUUUGUGAAUGCUUCCUCGGUCACAAUAUCACCAACCUCAUGAUAUCUCAUCUUCCCCAAGAAUUCUAUAAUCAUUUAUCGUCAUACAAUAAACCAAACUCAUUCUAUGCUGAUGUAUCCUAUACUUUAUUGGCACACUUCCAAGAGUUUGUAAAGUCACAGUCGAUGGAAUCUACCUUUAUUACACAACUCUUCAACACAUUGAGAUAUCCUUUGUUUGCAAACAUCAUAUCAUUCUUUGAGAAGUUUGAUCCAAACGAUACACAAUUACCAUUAGAACAAACUAUUAAGCUUUGGAUUUCUUACUUAACACCAUGGCGUCAAAGAACACUAAAAAAGAAAUCAUCAUUAUUAUCAUUUCAUCAUCAUCAAGAACAGGUUGUUAAUAUAUCUGAACAAUAUAUUAUAGAUAACUACUAUUUCUAUUCAUAUAUAUUCUCAUUGUUUAUGUUGAGGACAUUGAUAUCAUUCGACUUCUCAUUGGAUAUUCAUCAUCGAUCAUUCUCUAAAGUGUUAGAUACCAUACUAGAUCCAACCAUUUUACAAAUACUUCGAAAGAUUGAUCAACAUGACAGACAUCUAUUAAAUAGUAAAUCAAUAGAUUACAAUCUCACUAAUACCAGUGUUAAUCUAUCAAAGGACAUAUUACAAAGUCUAGAUAGGCAAAUGAAUUUCUAUGGAAUAAGAGAGAAUCAAGACAAACUAUCGAUGUUCUCCAACUACAUGUCUAUGAGUGUAAAGAACUUGGUGCAAGAUCUUGCAAAGAAACCGAUUGCAUUGAAGAUUAAAGAGAGUGUAUUGAAUCGUUUGUCUUCACUCUAUCAAUUCGAAGUGAUUGUAGAGUUGAAUAAAGUAGAACAACAACAACAUCAUCAUCAUGCUUAUCAACAACAACAACAACAACAAAAUAUGAAAUCAAUUAACAACAGUCAACAACAACAACAACAACAAAAUCAACAAUAUCCACCACUACAACAAAAUCAAUUACAACUACAACAACAAUACCAGCUAUCACCAGUUAGACAACAAAGACAGAAUCUUCUAGUAACACUAUCACCUAAUCGUAAUCCAAAUGGAAGUCUGUCAGAUGAAGGAAGAAAACAACUAUAUAAUGGCAGCAGAGUGUGUACCGCCUACGAUACCUACAAAUAUCCGUUGGACGACGAGAAAUUCCCAAUCACCUCGAUGGAAAUUGGAUUACCAAUCAAAAUGAUCUACAAAAUCACAGAUAACAAACAGAUUCGUUUACUAUCACGUAGAUUCUUUAGAAAAGAAGUUAUUCUAGCACUUUCUAUUUUAAUUCUAAUUGUUUCCAUAUUUAUCAAACUCAUCUUAUGGAUAUACAGUUUUUAA